Messenger RNA from Lepidothrix coronata (blue-crowned manakin), 749 nucleotides. It is a transcript of the gene TMEM203, whose product is annotated as transmembrane protein 203. NCBI's taxonomy places the organism in Eukaryota, Metazoa, Chordata, Aves, Passeriformes, Pipridae. The record is from RefSeq and is a predicted model, not a curated record. Gene Ontology annotation, biological process: intracellular calcium ion homeostasis. Gene Ontology annotation, cellular component: endoplasmic reticulum. The transcript has a single exon. The coding region runs from base 77 to 487 and encodes 136 amino acids.
GCCCCGGGCGGGUCGGGUCCGGUGCCCCGGACAGGGCCGGUGCCGCUCCCCGGCUCUGCCCCGCGCCCCCCGGACCAUGCUGUUCUCCCUGCGGGAGCUCGUGCAGUGGUUGGGCUUCGCCACGUUCGAGCUGCUGCUGCACGCGCUGGCCCUGCUCGCCUUUACGGUGCUGCUCGUGCUCAAGGUGGACGGCGCGGCCGCCGCGCUCUCCUGGUGGGUCGUGUUCGUGCCCUUCUUCGCCGCCGACGGGCUCAGCACCUACUUCACCACCAUCGUGUCCGUGCGGCUGUUCCAGGACGGCGAGAAGCGCCUGGCGGUGCUGCGGCUCUUCUGGAUCCUCACCAUCCUCAGCCUCAAGUUCGUGUUCGAGAUGCUGCUGUGCCAGAAGCUGGUGGAGCACACGCGGGAGCUCUGGUACGGGCUCAUCAUGUCGCCCGUCUUCAUCCUGCUCCAGCUGCUCAUGAUCCGGGCCUGCCGUGUGAACUGAGGGUCGACGGGGGGACGGGCCCGGGCCUCAGGCUCCCCUCGGCGUUAUCCCUUUGCAGAGGGCGGCGACAGGCUGUGACAGGCUGGUGACAGGCUGGUCGGUGCCCCAGCUCGCUGCCGUGCCACAGAGCACCACAUUCCCCCAAAAGCUCCCGUUGUGCCGCGUUCCUGUUUCAGCCCUCCCAGCCCCCGUGUUGUCCUGCCCUGCGAGCGCUGCUGGGUGUGCCAGUUAUUUUAUUGUAAAAUAAAAGUGCGUUGAAGGA